AUGUUUCCAGAGCAGAGAUCACAUGCUAAGCUCAUUGUCUUAAGGUCCAUCGAAACACCCUUGAACCAGAAGCGGCAGCUCCUCAUCAAGUUCCAGAGUAACCAAUGGCUUGGUGACGUCGUCCACUUGUCGGCAGUCGACUUCCUAUCGGCCCCUGCCGCAAUAAACUACGCCAAUGUCAUGGGACUUCAAGAUGAUACUGGUAUCACGGGCAACCAAUUCUCGCAGCUGGCUCUCGUCUUCUACGUGACAUAUCUAGCCUUCGAGUUCCCUACGGGCUAUCUUAUGCAACGCCUGCCUACAGCAAAAUAUCUCGGAGCGAAUGUGGCACUCUGGGGCCUCAUGGUAGCUCUCACGGCAGCCGCCAAGAACUGGGCAGCCCUUGUCUCCUUGCGAGUGCUCCUUGGCUGCUUCGAGUCUGCCGUAGCGCCAGCGCUGAUCCUUCUCACGACAAUGAUUAUGUUUCUAGUCUUUGGCCUCAUUACCAUCGUCGUCGGCGUUCUUGUGAUUCUGAUCAUGCCGGACAACCCUAUGAAGUCUAGUCUCACGCACGAUGAGAAGAUAUGGGCCAUCGAACGUCUACGCGAAAACAAGACCGGCGUCGAGAAUAAGCACUUCAAGGCGUAUCAAGUCUGGGAAUGCUUCAAAGAUCCUCAGACAUGGUUGAUCAGUCUCAUCACCAUCUCCUCGAAUGUCCCUAAUGGUGCACUGACAGGCAACUACCUCACCAACUGUAUCGGCUCUUCUUUACCCAUAUUAUACUCGUAUGCAGGAGCCAAUUUUGCGGGUCACACGAAGAAAGUCACGAUGAAUGCUAUUCUCCUCAUGUCUUUUUGUCUUGGUAAUAUCAUUGGGCCGUUGACCUUCCGUGACGCGGACAAGCCAGAUUACCUUCCAGCCAAGAUCACGAUUGUUGUAACGACGACCUUUGCUUGCUGUGUGACAGGCAUCCUGAUGGCGUACUACGUGUGGGAGAACAAAAGGCGAGACAAGCUCAUGGAAGGGGUAGAACAUAGAGAGAAUAGCGAGUUCUUCGACUUGACAGACAAGGAGAACUUGGAGUUUAGGUACCGAUGGUAG
Messenger RNA from Phaeoacremonium minimum UCRPA7, 1080 nucleotides. Its product is annotated as putative allantoate permease protein. The record is from RefSeq and is a predicted model, not a curated record. Gene Ontology annotation, cellular component: membrane. Gene Ontology annotation, molecular function: transmembrane transporter activity. Lineage: Eukaryota; Fungi; Ascomycota; Sordariomycetes; Togniniales; Togniniaceae. The transcript has 7 exons. Gene Ontology annotation, biological process: transmembrane transport. Bases 1 to 1080 code for a protein of 359 amino acids.